Acanthisitta chloris (rifleman) is the source of this 1665-nucleotide messenger RNA. RefSeq names its product serine palmitoyltransferase, long chain base subunit 3 (gene SPTLC3). Lineage: Eukaryota; Metazoa; Chordata; Aves; Passeriformes; Acanthisittidae. The record is from RefSeq and is a predicted model, not a curated record. Gene Ontology annotation, biological process: sphingosine biosynthetic process; ceramide biosynthetic process. The transcript has 12 exons. Gene Ontology annotation, molecular function: serine C-palmitoyltransferase activity; pyridoxal phosphate binding. Gene Ontology annotation, cellular component: serine palmitoyltransferase complex. Bases 1 to 1665 code for a protein of 554 amino acids.
AUGGCUAAUCCCAGUGCUGUCUGCAAUGGACACCUACAUCAUCAUCAUCAUCAGAAACAGAAUAACCUCUUAAAAAGUGGAAUCUAUAAGAAAAAUGGAAUUACUAAAGGAAUUAAGAAGAAUGGUGUAUCAAAUGGAACACUCUACAAAAGAACAUUUAUUGAGCACUUUGAACAGGCACCUAUGUAUGUUGCUGUUCUUACUUUCCUGGGUUUUGGAGUGGGAACAAUAUUUGGCUACCUGCGAGAUUUUAUGAGAGCCUGGGGACUAGAAAAACGUAACAUUGCUGCAGAGAGAGAACAACAAAAAGAUUUUGUGCCACUUUAUCAAGAUUUUGAGAACUUUUUCACCAGAAACCUCUAUCUGAGAAUACGGGAUAACUGGAAUCGUCCAAUUUGCAGUGUCCCUGGGCCACAGUUUGACCUCAUGGAACGUGUUACAGAUGAUUACAACUGGACAUUUAGGUUUACAGGAAGGACUAUCAAGAAUGUUAUCAAUAUGGGUUCUUAUAACUACCUCGGCUUUGCAGAAACAGAUGUUAAUGCUUUGAAAACUGUGACCAUAGAGUUAGAAAAAUACGGGACAGGAAUCUGCAGUACCAGACAAGAAAUGGGCACCUUAGACAAACAUGUAGAACUAGAGAAACUUGUGGCCAAGUUCCUUGGUGUGGAAGAUGCUAUGGUGUUUGGCAUGGGCUUUGCAACUAACUCAAUGAAUAUUCCAGCCCUUGUUGGAAAGGGCUGCCUCAUUUUAAGUGAUGAGUUGAACCACACUUCUCUUGUUCUUGGUGCGAGGCUUUCAGGCGCCACUAUUAGAAUCUUCAAGCAUAAUAAUAUGCAGAGCCUCGAGAAGUUGCUGAGAGAUGCAAUAAUAUAUGGGCAGCCUCGCACCCACAGAGCAUGGAAAAAAAUUCUCAUCCUCGUGGAAGGCAUUUACAGCAUGGAAGGGUCCAUCGUGCGCCUGCCAGAAAUAGUCUCCUUGAAGAAGAAAUACAAAGCCUACCUCUACUUGGAUGAAGCUCACAGCAUUGGUGCAGUGGGAGCAACAGGCCGAGGAGUUGUGGAGUACUUCGGUAUGAACCCUGAUGAUGUUGAUGUAUUAAUGGGAACGUUCACAAAGAGCUUUGGCGCAGCUGGAGGAUACAUAGCUGGCAAGAAGGACCUUGUGGACUUUCUACGAACUCAUUCUCACAGUGCUGUGUAUGCCACAUCAAUGUGUCCACCUGUAGCAGAGCAAAUCAUCAGGGCAAUGAAAUGUCUCAUGGGACUAGAUGGGACAACACAAGGGCUCCAAAGAGUGCGCCAGCUGGGGAAAAACACAAGAUACUUCAGGCGAAAACUGCAUGAAAUGGGCUUCAUCAUUUAUGGCAAUGAUGAUUCUCCUGUUGUCCCCUUGCUCCUUUAUAUGCCUGGUAAGAUAGGGGCUUUUGCAAGACGCAUGUUAGAAAAAAAUAUCGGGGUGGUCGUGGUUGGGUUUCCAGCUACUCCUAUCACAGAAUCCAGGGCUCGGUUCUGCGUGUCGGCGGCACAUACACGGGAGAUGNNNNUACAGGUUUUGAAUGCUCUGGAUGAAUUGGGUGAUUUUCUACAUCUGAAAUAUUCCCGGUAUUCCAAGUCAGCUCAUCCUGAACUGUAUGAAGAAACUAGGCUUGAAUUUGAAGAUUAA